GGAGGGUUCUCACCAGACGCGCUGCCAGGGAGCAGCAGAGCGCGCGCACAGGGCGCAGAAGCACGCAGCGUGGAGUGAUGGAAACACUGAAGUUCUGCCUUUGAUACUUCUUUGGGUGCUCAGUGUCUGGACACGAAAGCAGCGCGUUUGGGGCCGUUUUACGCACCGAGUUUUACGCCCCUUUUUUGGCACAAACCGAGCGCAGCGGGUCACUUUUCUGGAAGCUGCUGUAAACUGUAUGAUGAGGUCACCUGCUGGGCAGUGUUCUCGCGUGUGGUGUCCUCGUAGUCACGAUUGUGACCCAUGGGAUGUAGUAAAUGGAGAGCUGCGCUCAACUUUGGACUCCUCAAGGUGCAGUCCAGGCUGUCCUUUUUCCUUACCAUGAUCCUCGUCUUCACUUACCUCUUCUACAGCCUGAACGGAUACAGUGAUUCACUACCCAGACCCGUGUUUGACCACCGGAGUCAGAACGGACUUGUGCUGCAGGAUGCGCACAGCGUGGAGCUGUUCGGUGCGUACAGCGCCUCCCCGGUGCGGGAGCAGUUGCCGAAAAGCGCGUCGCCAUCCAGCAACAUUUCUAUAGCUAACAGUUUCGGCAGCAAAAAGUUCCCUCAGGCCAUCAUCAUCGGGGUGAAGAAAGGCGGAACGCGCGCUCUGCUGGAGUUCCUGCGCAUCCAUCCAGACGUUAGAGCCGUGGGCGCAGAGCCGCACUUCUUCGACCGCUUCUACGACAAGGGGCUGGAAUGGUACAGGAACUUGAUGCCUCGUACUCUGGAAGGACAAAUCACCAUGGAGAAAACCCCAAGUUACUUCAUCACCAAAGAAGCCCCUCGCCGUGUCCUCUCCAUGAGUCGCCACACCAAACUCAUCGUGGUCGUGAGAGACCCAGUCACCCGGGCUGUUUCCGAUUACACCCAGACUCUGUCCAAGUCCCCCGGACUCCCGUCUUUCCAGAACUUGGCCUUUCGCAACGUCAGCACGGGCCUCAUCGACACGUCUUGGAGCGCCGUGCGCAUUGGACUGUACGCCAAGCACCUAGAAAACUGGUUACGCUACUUCCCGCUCUCACAUUUCCUCUUUGUCAGCGGGGAACGCCUGGUGACAGACCCAGCAGGGGAGAUGGGGCGAGUUCAAGACUUUCUAGGGCUGAAACGGGUGGUUUCAGAUAAGCACUUCUACUUUAACCAGACCAAAGGUUUCCCCUGCCUGAAAAAACCUGAGGGGAGCAGCAGACCCCGCUGCCUGGGGAAGUCAAAGGGCAGACCCCAUCCUCAGAUACCAUCUGAGGUCCUUCUCAGGCUCAGAGACUUCUACAGACCCUUCAACCUCAAGUUUUACCAAAUGACUGGCCACAAUUUUGGCUGGAAUUGAACAGCUACCUACCAAAGCGAAAUACUUAACUCCUUAAGUGAACGAUUGCACCGUUUUACAAAAAGCCUUUCUAACAAACUUGCCACAGCUCUAACUUUCAGAGCCAAAAGUGAUUCCUACACCAGAAUGUCACCAAUCUGCAAGAGUUAUGAAUCGAUUUCCAAGGGUUUUAAUGUCUUGGAGUAGCAGCGCAUCACAAUGGUUUACCUGAAAUAAGAAAAAAUCCAAACUAGUCUCACAAAGAGUUCACACAUGUGUCUCAAACAGGUCUUCCUUUAGUGUCUGUGAGGUGGAAGAUGACAAAGAUGAAGACGGUAACACAACGAGCAAGUGAACACCGGCGUCCUCAGAAAAAGCGCUGACGAAGCUGUGGUCUGUGGAGCAGCUGGGCUCAUGAGCCUUGCUCAAGGGCACCAUAGGGCACCAAAAAGAUCACAGUUCAAAUUGAAUCCAUUCAAACACAUUAAGAUCAAAAAUCAAAUCAUGUCCGCCCUAGAAAUAGUUUUAUUGGGUUACGAAACUUAAAAUGAAUAAACCUUUUAGUAUUGUAAAUAAAUUAUGAACACUAGCCUAAAAUGAAAAAGAAAAAAAAACACGUUUGCCCCAAAAAAAUGGAAAUGAGGAUUUAAUUAUGUGUUUGAAGAUCUACUAAACCCUUCAACCAUUUGCGCAAUUAACGUAAUUCCAGCAGAUUUUGAAGCUUUGCGUCGUCAUGAAGCACUUUACGUUAGUAAUAUAUCAUCAAUAUUAAAACAAAAACACUUUUCUCUGCGCCAGACUUAGCUGAUUUACGUCGAUCGUUAGGUGAAAGAACGUUUGUUAUUUAGGCGUCUCCGGCGACAUUUACAGUGUUAAAGGGUUCAAUUAUAAACUCUCACCUUCAAAGAAACUCUUGUUUUUCUUUAAAAACCUGGAAAUACUUUUUAAAAAUGAUGUAAAGAUCAGCUCAAUUUGGUCAAUAAAUCAUUUAACCCCAGCUCUAAUAAUAAAGUGAAAAAUUACCAAGUCACUACCAGACUGUCAGAACUGAUUAGCAGGUACGGACUACUGUAACCCUUGUUCUAUCCUAGGCACUUUAACAUUGGGAGUGGGGUCAUCUAGACCCACUAGACAGUGCUCUGAACCUUUUUUCUUCAAUGAUUUGUG
Oryzias latipes (Japanese medaka) is the source of this 2517-nucleotide messenger RNA. RefSeq names its product heparan sulfate glucosamine 3-O-sulfotransferase 6. The record is from RefSeq and is a predicted model, not a curated record. Gene Ontology annotation, molecular function: [heparan sulfate]-glucosamine 3-sulfotransferase activity. Lineage: Eukaryota; Metazoa; Chordata; Actinopteri; Beloniformes; Adrianichthyidae.